Messenger RNA from Botrytis cinerea B05.10, 1561 nucleotides. RefSeq names its product Bcbgl2 (gene Bcbgl2). The record is from RefSeq and is a predicted model, not a curated record. Gene Ontology annotation, biological process: cell wall organization; carbohydrate metabolic process. NCBI's taxonomy places the organism in Eukaryota, Fungi, Ascomycota, Leotiomycetes, Helotiales, Sclerotiniaceae. Bases 262 to 1173 code for a protein of 303 amino acids. Gene Ontology annotation, molecular function: 1,3-beta-glucanosyltransferase activity; glucan endo-1,3-beta-D-glucosidase activity. The transcript is spliced from 3 exons. Gene Ontology annotation, cellular component: extracellular region; cell surface; fungal-type cell wall.
GGUACUGUACGAUCUCAAUCUCAAUUAACUUUCUCAUACAAUUUAUCAACCGACCUCACUCACCUCAUCAUCUAUUUUGCCAUCGCAAUUGCCACUCAUUAAGUGUUUGAACUGUUCUUGAAUUAUCAGUCGAUUUAAUUCGCAAGUCACUCUUUUAUUUACUUUCUCUUUGCAUUCACACGUAAACAAACAGCACACGCGCUUCCUCUUCAUCUCCACACCCCACAGUCCUUUUAACCUUAACCACAACCUUAAACUACAAUGCGCUCCUUCGCAACUCUCCUUCCGCUUGCUGGAGUUCUUUCCACUGCUACUGCAGCAGGUUCAUUGGGAUUUGCUCUCGGUGACAAGAAGACGGAUGGCACAUGUAAAUUCACAGCCGAUUAUGAAGAGGAUUUCGAUACCAUUUCCAAAGGCAGCACCGCUCGAAUCGUGAGAGGAUAUGCAGCAAGCGAUUGCGAUACUGCGAAGGAAAUCUUGCCGGCUGCUAAGGCAAAGGGCUUCAAGGUUGUUUUGGGUAUUUGGCCCGAUACCGAUGAAUCCUUCGCCGCAGAUAAAGCAGCAGUAGUCAAGUAUGCGCCUCAAUACAGCGAUCAGGUUUAUGCCAUUACGGUCGGUUCCGAAUCUCUCUAUCGUGGAAACUUCACUGGUGAAGAACUUCUCGACAAGAUUAAGGAUGUCAAGACGGCAUUGAAGGGAGAGUUCAAGGUUGGAACGGCAGACAGUUGGAACAAAUAUAUGGAUGGUACAGCGGAUGCCGUUAUCAAGGGCGGAGCGGAUAUCUUGUUGUGCAACGCUUUCAGUUAUUGGCAGGGACAAGAAUUGAAGAAUGCAACCCAUAAUUUCUUUGAUGAUAUUAUGCAAGCUUUUGGUCACAUCCAAGAUGUUGCUGGAUCUACUAGUGGUGGACCUGAACUCUGGGUUGGAGAGACUGGCUGGCCAACAGCAGGCUCAAAGUACCAAAACGCCGUCCCAGGUGUAUCAGCCGCACAAACAUUCUGGAGUGAAGGAAUCUGUGGCAUCAUGGAUUGGGGUGUAAAUGUUUUCUCCUUCGAGGCAUUCGAUGAGCCAUGGAAGCCAGUCUCUACCGGUGCAGACGGAUCCGUCGCGGAUGAAACUCACUGGGGAGUCUGGAACAGUGACCGAAGCAGCAAAUACUCAUUGAGUUGCUAGAUUCGGAGCUACGAGAUUGUCGCCUGUGUCGGGAUCGAGAAAGGGGGAGAUCUGUGGAUGGUGUGGGGAAUCGUGCGCUCGCAUAUUGAUGUUGAAGUGAGGGGAGAAUAGGACUGUAAAUUUGCGAUUAGAUUGUUAGCUUUGGAUUUCGAGAUACCAUUUGUUUUAUUUCUUCCCUCUCCACUCUAUUGUCCUGCCAUGCUGGCUUGGCAACGCCUCUUGUGCAUCUCUGAUCUCAUCUGCUGCCCUAGGGGAAUUUUCUCAUGCAAGGGGCAGAGAUUUAUCUCCAUGUUUGCGCAUAUUUUUGAAUUGACCAUGGAAACUUUCUUGACACUUGCCCCUCUCUCAUUGCUUAUAUUCGUCUAAAGAAUGAUUGUGAAAAAUUGCA